Molecule: messenger RNA, 1774 nt
Organism: Hypanus sabinus (Atlantic stingray)
Lineage: Eukaryota; Metazoa; Chordata; Chondrichthyes; Myliobatiformes; Dasyatidae
Product: interferon-induced protein 44-like
Exons: 8
Coding region: 251-1546 (431 amino acids)
Molecular function (GO): GTP binding
Source: RefSeq, a predicted model, not a curated record
UACAACAGCAGAAGACCACGAGUCUGCAUUUAGCGGUGACUAAGGGUUUGCUAAGUGUAUUAAAUUUACAAAAGCUCGACCAAUUUCAGUUUCGUUUUCCGAUUAAACUAGAUCAGUUUAGGAAGUAGCCACUCCUCGCGUUUCUUGUCCUCCUAUUCCUCUCUCCAAACAAGCGGACGGAUCCUCUAGCCUUUCGACAUUUGCUUCUCGUCUCUUAUCUGGUCGAGCGUUGCUUGUGCGAAAAACCAGCAUGUCUGUGAUAAUAUCUCAUCUCACAGAAGAAGACUUGAAACUUGUGUUUGAAAUUCUUGGUGAAAUCAAGUUACACCUUCUCUAUAAAGCCAGUGUCCAUGGGUUUAGUAAGGAUUCCUUCAAUGCUAAAUGCUCUCAGCAGGGACCAACAUUAACCGUAGGUUAUGUAGACUCAAAUUACAUUUUCGGAGGUUACAUUACCAAAGAUGUCAAUUAUUCUGUAAAAGACAAUAAAGCUUUCCUCUUCCAAAUAACUGGCAAAGAGUCAACAAGAGUGCUUUCUAAGUUUGAUGUGAAUCCAGGUGCUGAGGCCUUUACUUAUUCAAAGAAUGGCAUCUGUUUUGGUGAUAGCCUUGUGUUCUUGUUCAAUAACAAGCCGAUUAUGAAGAUUAGGACUGGCAAGUCCUACAACCUGGAUUAUACUGGUCCAAUUUGCUGUGAUAAACCAAUCGCUCUCACCGAAUUAGAAACUUACAGAGUGGAAGAGUUAAAAGUCCCCUUGAGGAAAAUGGAUUGGUCACCAAGGAGAAAAGAUGAACUACUUGACUUUGUCAAGACAUACAACCCAUUCCUAAACUCGAGCAUUCGGCCAACAAUUUUACUCAUUGGACCUCUAGGAGCAGGAAAAUCCAGUUUCAUCAACUCUGUGGACUCGGUUUUCCAUGAUUAUGUGACCAAUCGGGCUUUCGCUGGAAAUACCACCACCAAAUUUUCAAAGUACUCCUUCCAGGCAGAAAAAGCGACAGCAAGCCUAAUCCUCUGUGAUACAUUGGGCCUUGCAAAAGAUGGAGAAUUUGGGAUUUCCGAUGAACAGAUUAUCAACAUUCUUAAUGGAUUAAUUCCCAACCAACAUCAGUUCAAUUCACCUGCAAAAAUUGAACAUGAAGAAAACCGUCCCACUAGUCCAACUGUGCACUGUGUUGCCUACGUCAUCGAUGCAAGCCAAUCUCCCAUUCUUCCCAGGCCAAUGAAAAAAAGAAUGCUUGACAUUCAGUCACAAAUUAAAGAACUGGACAUACCGCAGAUCGUUUUACUAACAAAGGUGGAUAAAGCAUGCAGUUUAGUUGAAAAAGAUUUGAAAAAUGUUUAUCGGAGUGAACACAUUACCAAAAAGAUAAUGGAAGUCGGAGAACAACUCAGAAUCCCAGUUUCCUGCAUAGUCCCCGUGAAUAACUAUUGGUUCUCUGAUGAGCUGGAUUGUGUGAUUGAUAUUCUAUUACUCUCCGCCAUCAAGCUGAUGCUGCAGUCUGUCAAUUCCUGUGUUGAAAACAUGGCUAAUUUAUCUUUAGGAUGAUGCAAUUUUGGGUGAUGGUCAAGCUCAAUGUAAAUUUUAUUAUGCAAGUACAUAUAUAUCUGAGAUGAAUAUUCUUCUGGGCAUACUCAACAAAUCUAUAGAACAGUAACUACAAUAGAAUCAACGAAAAACCGCCCAAGCAGGUCUUUCAACCAAAGUGCAGAGGGGAACAAAUUGAAAAUGCAAAAAGAAGAAACAAUAAAUAAUAAUAAAUAUACAAUAAAGUUG